Messenger RNA from Neoarius graeffei (lesser salmon catfish), 833 nucleotides. It is a transcript of the gene ccl44, whose product is annotated as chemokine (C-C motif) ligand 44. Gene Ontology annotation, biological process: cellular response to tumor necrosis factor; cellular response to interleukin-1; immune response. The transcript is spliced from 4 exons. Gene Ontology annotation, molecular function: CCR chemokine receptor binding; chemokine activity. Gene Ontology annotation, cellular component: extracellular region. NCBI's taxonomy places the organism in Eukaryota, Metazoa, Chordata, Actinopteri, Siluriformes, Ariidae. Bases 145 to 483 code for a protein of 112 amino acids. The record is from RefSeq and is a predicted model, not a curated record.
AGUGAGGAGGAGGUGGGUGUGUUAGCAUGUGAGAAAACGACAGCAGGCAAAGGGAGGGAGUCAGUGAGUGGAGAGAUAUAUGAAAAAAAUAUCUCCAGAAGAUUGCAGACAACACAGUCGUUUAUUUUAAACAGAAGAUUGACCAUGUUGCUGCAGACCAUCUUCAUGCUCUCUGCAACUGUUUUCUUUGGAUAUCUGGAAGGGAAGGGUGUUCAGAUGCAGCGGGACGUUCAGUGUUGUAUGCAAUACUCACAGCAGAAUGUGCGGACCAAAGACGUUCUUAAGUUUGAGGUGCAGACAGAGGGGCCAGACUGCAGCAUAAAAGCCAUCAUAUUGUACACUAAGAAGGUGGUGAAGUGUGCAGACCCCAGGGACAGGAAAGUGAAGAGGUUACUAAAGAAACUGAGGCAGAGAGCCAAAACCCACAAAUCCAUGCAGGUUCUGCCACAAAGACACUUGCCUGUCAUGGCAAAGAUCCAGUAAAUAACGGAGAGAAUUUGACUGACCACUUUAGCCUUUUCAUCUGUCAUUGUCUUCUUGAACGUAUGUAGAUCACUGACUUUCAGUACAGAACUGUAUGCGGCUCCUCUAAGAUACGUUUUAGAUCUCUUUCUAAACUGACUGUUAAUCUCUAUAUGCCAAAGCAUUGUUUUUAACUCUGUACUUCAAGCUUGUUCAUUCUCUAUAUACAUUAUAUGUGUAUCUUAUAAGCUAUACAAGCUGUUAUAUAGAGUUAAAGUGACAUGACUGUUCCUGGUUCAAAAACAUAGUGCAUAUUCUAUUAUGUAUGGUAAUGCAAUCAAUUUUUAUAUAUAUACAGAAAUAUUGGAAAA